AUAUCGCAUACACUAUGGCAGAAAGGAGAUUUGUAACCAAUUUAUAAACAGUGUAAUUUUGACAAAUUAUUAUUUGGAUGUAGUCGUAGCAGCAAAGAGACGAUUAUUUCAAAAUCAGACGAAUUAUCAUCAAUGACUAUGGUGCAGUUCGGAGCCCCAGUCAAUUUUGAUCGAAGGUCCUCUUUUAGUAUUAGCCGCGUGCUUGGCGAGGAAUUAAACGACGACAACGAUGAUAUUGCGACGACUGAACACGAUGAUUCCUCGGAAAAUCUGGAUAUGCCUGCAGAUGAUUCGAGCAAUGUGGAUGUUGAAUCUUUGGAAUCGGAGCUGGAAAAUUCAGAAUAUUACCAAAAAAUGUUUCAAAAAAACUGUGAUCUACCACCUGCAAACUCAAACGCGAAAGACAAUGACACAGUUAAUGAUAAUUUAGAUGAAUCUGAUCGCAAUAACAACAGUAAUUCUUCUCAACAGACCAACGACAAAAAGUCGGAGAAGCCACCGUUUAGUUAUAAUGCUCUUAUAAUGAUGGCCAUUCGAAGUAGCGCCGAGAAAAGACUGACCCUGAAUGGGAUUUAUGAAUUCAUUAUGAAGAACUUUCCAUACUAUAAGGAUAACAAACAGGGGUGGCAAAACUCAAUCCGACACAAUCUCAGUUUGAACAAGUGUUUUGUUAAAGUUCCACGCCACUAUGACGACCCCGGGAAGGGAAAUUACUGGAUGCUAGACCCAUCAUGUGAUGACGUUUUCAUCGGAGGAACCACAGGAAAACUCCGCCGACGAUCCACAACAGCAUCUAGAAGCCGGCUGGCAGCCUUAAAAAGAGCUGGAUUUGCCGGAUACCAGUCGCCAGUAUAUCCCUACUUCGGACAUGCGGGAAAGCCCGGGUCCUACAUUUGGCCAUUUCCAUCCUUGUUUCAUCUCGGGUCAACAAAUCCAAUAUCUGCAUCCGGGUCUCUGAGAUAUUCCGGAUUCUCUAUGUACCCCUACAGAGGUCUGGUCACUCCAUCUUCAUCACUUCCGGCAGGUGCGUCUCCCAGAACGACAAAUUUCUCUGUAGAUAGACUCCUAGGGCUGGACAUAAAUUCACAACAAACAGUAAGCAAAUCCAACAGCUCUUUUCUUCCCUGGCCACCCCAAACCGCGAUGUCACUAACACAAAUGGAACAAAUAUCUCCCAGUAAUAGGGGUCUUGAUUUAAGUGUCUUUAAGGGACUUCAUGGACUUCCGGUCUCGCCUUUGUCUGCGUUUACCUCCCCUGACGUGAUGUCGCAGAGUUCUUUAUCGGCCCGUGGAAUUUUGCCGACAAUAAAUAGAAACAGUAUUGGUGAAACAAGAACAAGUUGAUCAAACUUUUGAAAGAAGAAAAUUAGUGCUCUAUAAAGUGCAAUAACAGAAUACGAAGUGAAAAUGUCCAGAACUGCUGAUGUGUGAGCGAUAAAUGACUGUUUAUUUGCUAAAUCUAAAGGUAUAUAUUAAAAUAAUUAGAGAAAGAA
Messenger RNA from Saccostrea echinata, 1493 nucleotides. RefSeq names its product forkhead box protein G1-like. The transcript has a single exon. The record is from RefSeq and is a predicted model, not a curated record. Bases 133 to 1344 code for a protein of 403 amino acids. Gene Ontology annotation, biological process: regulation of transcription by RNA polymerase II. Gene Ontology annotation, cellular component: nucleus. NCBI's taxonomy places the organism in Eukaryota, Metazoa, Mollusca, Bivalvia, Ostreida, Ostreidae. Gene Ontology annotation, molecular function: DNA-binding transcription factor activity; sequence-specific double-stranded DNA binding.